Messenger RNA from Blepharisma stoltei, 1121 nucleotides. Lineage: Eukaryota; Ciliophora; Heterotrichea; Heterotrichida; Blepharismidae. The record is from the annotation of a GenBank genome assembly.
AUGGAAAAUAACUUUUCAUCUCCUCCCCAAAUCUUUAUAGAUUUAAUUUGCAAGCUCAUCAGUUUCUUAUGCUCAUCCAAAUCCCAGCCAUCUAAAUCACCAGCCCAAGAAAACAAGUUUUUGAGGGUUUCCACAUCAGAUCACCAAACAGUCCGAGAGAAAGUCCUUUCAGCACUAACCGCUCCCAAAGCUCAAAAAUUUGAAUUUGGCAUAGAAAUUAUACAGAAUACAGAAGGCUGUCAUCCUUUUCUACUCGAAAAGUGGGUAUUCAUUCUGAUGCAAAACCCCCGAUAUAUGAAAAUAUCCCAAACUGAGUUAGAACAAAAAUGUUCUUCUGUCCUUCGUUCCUUGAUUUCUGGAAGCCUAUUAUUGCCAGCAAACUGUCAUAAUAAAUCAUCAAUUUCAAUUUCCUUCAAAAAUUCCUCAGAUGCCUUUUCCUCAUGAGAUUCAAAUAUUUCGCCUACAGAAAUUUUGCGUUUUCCAAGUCACCCUAUUAAGCUGGAAUCCAAAAAUCAUAAGCUCUUGAUUUUUUCUGAGUAUAUUGCAAAGGAUAUGCAGCCAAAAAUAAUAACUCAGCAUCCACACCACAGGCCUAGACUUUCAUCUAUUUUUAUUGGAGGUAAAGAUAUUUCACCAAACUCGUCUAUAAGCACUGAUAUUUCGCUGCCAAGAGAAAGAACGUGCAAAAGAACAAAAACAGCGGUGAUAUCCUUGAUACUGUCGACAAGUUUUGAGGAAGAUGAAACUGGAUUUAGGCCGUUAAAAAAUAUCCUUCUUACAAGUGGAACUAGAAUUCUUCAAACACCAAUUUCUUAUAUUAUAUAUUAAUAUUAGAAAUGAAUUUUAUAUAUUUUAGGGGGUUUACUCUAGAAGAGAUUAAUUUUUCAGGAAUUUUCAUGGGUGACGAGAUAGAAGAUGAAGAGUUUGAGGACGACAGCUUUGAGUUCAGAGAGAUUGAUGAAGGCGAAAGCACGAAUUUUGAAGACUCACAUGUUUUUGAGUACUGUAAAAAAUGUAAUAAAAUGAGAGACUCCAAGCUCUAUGGCGGAGAUGAAGAUUUUCUUCAAGAAACUCUUAAGCUUGUCAGCUAUUGGAAAUCAGCCAGAAAAACAAGCCUAUAA